Molecule: messenger RNA, 1425 nt
Organism: Cajanus cajan (pigeon pea)
Lineage: Eukaryota; Viridiplantae; Streptophyta; Magnoliopsida; Fabales; Fabaceae
Product: putative carboxylesterase 5
Molecular function (GO): hydrolase activity
Source: RefSeq, a predicted model, not a curated record
UAAAAUUAAGAGUGGUGACGCGGAAGAAGGCGAAGGCGAGGAGAGAGAAAAAAAAGGUAGAGAGUUAAACCGUUCAUUAUGGUCUUGUCUUGGCUCAACAACCGUAUCCAUCGCUUCAGCCUAAUCCUUCUCUCAUAUUCAUAACCAAACCCCACUCUCUAUCAACUCACAAACACAUCAUCGUCUCUCUUCUCUCAUCAUAAUUACCAUGGACCCAAACCCAAACGCCUCAGAGGUUCUCCACGAGUUCCCUCGCCUCUUCCGCAUCUACAAAGACGGCCGCGUAGAGCGCUUCCUCGGCACCGAAACCACCCCUGCCGGCACCGACCCCCCAACCUCCGUCCAAUCCAAGGACCUCACCAUCAAUGCCAACACCGGCGCCGCCGUCCGCCUCUACAUCCCCCCCAACGCCGCCGGAAAGAAGCUCCCCCUCCUCAUCUACAUCCACGGCGGCGCCUUCUGCGUCUGCACCCCCUUCAACCCCGCCUACCACCACCACCUCAACGCCGUCUCCGCCUCCGCCAACGUCGUCGUCGUCUCCGUCCACUACCGCCUCGCCCCGGAGGACCCCCUCCCCGCCGCCUACGACGACUCCUGGGAGGCCGUCAAGUGGGCCGCCUCCCACGCCAGCGGCGCCGGCCCCGAGCCCUGGCUGAACGACCACGCCGAUCCCUCCACCGUCUUCUUCGCCGGCGACAGCGCCGGCGGCAACAUCGCCCACAACAUGGUGAUGCAGGGCACCGAGGAGGGCUUCGGCGGGUUGAAGGUUGAAGGGAUGGUGCUGCUUCACCCUUACUUUGGUGCCGACAAAAAGGACGAGCUUGUGGCGUUUCUCUACCCCGCUUACGAUGGACCCAGCAACCCCAAGAUUCACUCCCCCAUGGAUCCAAAGCUUUCCACUUUGGCCUGCCCCAGGGUUCUGAUCUUCGUCUCCGAGAAGGACUUUCUGAGGGAGAGAGGGUGCAACUACUACGAGGCCCUCAAGAACAGCAACUGGAGUGGCAAGGUCGACAUCGUGGAGUUCUCCGGAGAGGAUCACGUCUUUCACUUGUUCGAUCCCACUAAGGAAAACUCUCUGUCCCUCAUGUCGCAGUUUGUCGCUUUCUUGAAGCAGGGUAGAGCUUGAUUCAUUCAUUCCUGGUACGUGGUACCUGGUACCUAUACUGCGAUCACUGCUCACCCUCAUUCUUACUGUUUUGCUUUCUUUCUUUCUUAUAUUGUUUCUCUAGUUAUCAUCUUCUAGUUCUAGUUUCGGAACCCAGACUUCGAUCGCGUGGAUUCGUUUCCAAUCCAAUCCUCUCAAUCUUUCUAGCUUCUGUUUGUCGUUUCAUGUCGAGCAAUGUCUGCGUAUCAGAUUCUGGAAUGCAUUAAUGAGUAUUCUUUAUUAUAUAAUAAUAAUUUUUAUUAUUCUGGUUAUUUCUCUCA